Pseudo-nitzschia multistriata is the source of this 1589-nucleotide messenger RNA. Lineage: Eukaryota; Bacillariophyta; Bacillariophyceae; Bacillariales; Bacillariaceae. The record is from the annotation of a GenBank genome assembly.
UAGAGCGACAAACAAUCAUCUAGUUCGUGUCGAACUGUUCAUAUUGUAUUUAAGAUCAUUUUGAGCUAGCAGUGAGAUCGGAAGACAAACAAUGAAAAAACUCGAUUGUCGUCUGGUUCUUGCGUGGACAGUGCUUGCCGCGCUAUCCACAGAUGCCUUUACAGUCGAUACGGCGGCAUGCCGAAGCACCAAUAUUUACAACCGCGGGAUAACUCAUCCCCGCCCAACGCCGUCGUCCUUGUCGUCCCUGGCUGGACUCAUCGAUGAACCCACCACGUUCAACUCGGUGAUUGGAGAGGCGGAUCGAGCCUUUCAAAGAGGAGAGCAGCUCGACAAGUCUGGUCAGCCCAGACUUGCAAGCGGUGCCUUCCACGAAGCCGCAACACUCUUUCAAUGUUUUUUGGAGCUGCCAGAAAAUUUUGAACACGUUACAAAUCUCUCGAAGGACGACUGCCAAGCCGUCCUAGCGUACACUCUCGUCCGAUUGGGAUUCUUGAAUGUGGAAUCUCUCAGUGAUGCAAGAUCUGCGGUUCGGUUGUACUCGUAAGUUUUAGUGUUAUUUCAAGGAACGACAGGAACUGGAACUCUGAAUCGAUAAGCCACAAAACACAGAUACGUAAUUGCAUACGAUAUACUCUCUGAUCGAUGAUGCCUUUGUUUGAUGUUCUAAUUUGAUGGUCCUUACUAUUGUAGGAUGGCAGCGGAAAUCGAUCCAAUGCCGUCACCAGAGUCCUUCAAAGGCAUCGGAGUCGCUCUUGAAGCAACCGGAGGCAAUGGCAAAGAUUUAGACCACCUUAGACGGGCCGUAGAGGCCUACCGAAAAGCAUUGAAAAGGAGCAUGAAGGCUUCGAUUCUGUUCAACAUGGGUGUAGCUUUAGAACGAUUAGGUGAAAUCGAAGAAGCAGAACCAAUUUUKGAAAGAAUACAGCGCUCGGAAGCACAUACCUCAUGCUUGAGUGAUUCGUGGGGAUACGUCAGGUAAGAAACGAAAUUAAGGCAUAAAUCGGCAUCGUUUGCAUCAUCGGUGAUCUUCACGAGACUCUCUACACAUCCGUAGAUCCCAUUUCUAACCACAUUUUUCAGGUGGCAUACUCGGAAUACUGAUCCAGCCCUACUCAAUCUACACCGAGGAACACGGGACAUGUUGAAACUUGCGCUCGACGCCGCCAUGCCACUUAUCGAAGGCCAACGAGAGAACAGGUCACAUGGAUUGGUUUGUGAAUUUGGUGUUGGCUCGGGAAAGUCCAUGAGAAUGACACAAGAAAUUCUGCCACUUGACAUUGAAAUGCAUGGCUUUGAUACAUUGUAAGUUUUUCCAAUGUAUUGAUUUUUCGUCUUGAAGAAUUUCAUUAGAUUCCGCAUAUGCAUUUUGCUUCUCUUGCCAUCCUUUCUUAUUUUCUAAUUCUCACCAAAUUGUAUCACAGUACCGGACUUCCACAGGCCUGGGGCUCCGAACCAGCAGGAGCAUAUUCUACUGGAGGAAUCAUACCCUCAAUUUCUUCGAAUGUAUUUUUUCACAAGGGACUUUUUAGCGAUACUCUCACUCCCUUUUUGGAAGAUUAUGGUGAUAACGCAUAUGUUGCAUACGC